Ictalurus punctatus (channel catfish) is the source of this 3033-nucleotide messenger RNA. Its product is annotated as synembryn-A. Gene Ontology annotation, biological process: G protein-coupled receptor signaling pathway. Gene Ontology annotation, molecular function: G-protein alpha-subunit binding; guanyl-nucleotide exchange factor activity. Bases 320 to 2353 code for a protein of 677 amino acids. NCBI's taxonomy places the organism in Eukaryota, Metazoa, Chordata, Actinopteri, Siluriformes, Ictaluridae. The transcript is spliced from 14 exons. The record is from RefSeq and is a predicted model, not a curated record. Gene Ontology annotation, cellular component: plasma membrane; cytoplasm.
UAAAUAGUUUGUAGGAUAUUUUAUUUCAGUGUGUGUCUACAUAGCAAAUGGUCUGCAGUUAUAUAGCACCUUUUAAUCUUAGUGGUUCUACAAAGUGCCACACACACACACACACACACACACACACUUACGGAUGUCCUCGUCUCGUCCUCGUCUCCCUGACUGGUAGAACAGGCCUUUAUCCCCACAGACGAGCAGCAGAGCCUCCACCAGCUGGACGCCACACAGCCUGCGGCUCCCGAAACCAGCACCGGGUCUCAGCAGGGCAACGGAGCAGAACAAGAGCAGGAGCAGUCUCUCCCUCAGCAUCCUAGACGUCAUGGCUGUGGAUGUGGAGAAGAUCAUCCAGUGCAUCACACACGGAGACCAGGAUAGCGUCCUGACGCAGCUGGACCACUACAACACCGAGUUUGCACAGUGUUUCUUUUUUAAUGUGGAGGAAAGAGAGAGGAGAAAGCAACAAGAGCUGGAGGAGUUCCGCAGGAAUAAAGUGAGGGACUACGUUCCAGACCCGGACUCAGAAUUCGGCUCAGGAGAUGAAGACCGUGAGGAUCCAGACCUGGUCCUGCGAAGGCGGUUGGCUGAAGCUCUGCUCCGGUUCGUCAGGACUCGUCUCCAGCCCAGCGUUCUCAGUGCGUGUUUGCGUACACUACGUAUUCUCUCCCGUGACCGCCAGGCACUCGCGCCCUUCAUCACUGACUUGGCCAUCCUCACCCUCGCCUCCCUGGGUGGCAUCAAAACCCCACCCCUUUCUCACCAUGACAAUGAGGAGGAGGAGAAGGAGAUAGGAGAAGAGACCGUGGACAGUGUCGCGUCAAAUCCCGUCACCAACAUGGACUUCCAUGUCCAUUUCAUUGACGCUAACUCAGCAGCUCCUCAUGUAAGCUCCGCCCCCUCACACACCCCACACUGUGUGAGCGAGGACAUCACGGAGAUGGAAAGAACUGACGACAUCUACGGAGUGUUGACGAGAGGAAAGAGGGACGCCAGAGAGGAGGAAGACGAGGAGAGGAGUGAGUGGUGUGAUGAUGGAGAGGUGUGGAGGAAAGAAGCCAUGAAGACACUCUGUAAUAUCAUCUACAACAGCCAGAGGGCGCAAGAGAGGGCCAGUGCACUGAGACUCCUCCCAGGUCUUUCGGAAAAGCUGAAGGAUGGCAUUCGCUCCGUGUCGCCCCCCAGUGGUCAGUUCUAUGAGCUGCGGCUGCUGUUCCUGUUGACGGCUUUAAGGCCUGAACUCAGACGACAGCUGCGGCAGGAGCGUGGCGUGUCCAUGCUGACGGCCGCUCUGGAGCAGUGUUUGGAAGUUCAGUGGGCUGACGUGUACGAGGUGGUGGCCUGGGACUCCGAGUCGCCCCCUGUCUGUAAGGAGGUCUCUCAGCGUGCCAUUGAGAUCCUGAAAGUCCUGUUUAACGUCACGUACAGCUCGCACACACAGCAACCUGAUGAGGAGGAUGCAGCUCUGUAUCGCCGCCUAGCUGCUGUACUGCGUCACUGCCUGCUGCUGCCCUGCCAAGGGGAAGAACUGACCGAGGAACUACAGGGGCAGACGGUGAAUGUGUUGUCAGCACUCCCUCUGCAGUGUCUGGACGUCCUGCUCUCCGCUCGUCUCUCUGAGGGAUCGAGGGAAUCGGGCGGAGUCAACAUGGACUGUGUCCACUCACUGCUAUUGUUCAUGGAGAGGAGACUGGACAGAGGUCAUAAGCUGAAGGAGAGACUGACUCCGGUGCUGAACCUCCUGACUGAGAGCUGUAGGGCUCACAGAGAAACACGACACUACUUCAGACAGCAGAUUCUGCCGCCGCUGAGGGAUGUGGCGCUGAGACCCGAGCAAGGAGACACGAUCCGUAACAAAUUGGUGAGACUGAUGACGCACGUGGACACGGAGCUGAAACACUGUGCCGCUGAGCUACUGUUUGUGCUCUGCAAAGAAAACGUGGGCCGGUUCGUGAAGUACACUGGUUAUGGCAAUGCAGCAGGUUUGUUAGCAGCCCGAGGCCUCCUGAGCGGUCGCAGCUCGACUCCUCAGUCUAAGUACUCCAGCGACUCGGACUCGGACACGGAGGAGUACCGACAGGCCAGAGACAGGAUCAACUUGGUGACGGGGCGAGUCGAGGAGCCGCAGCCCGACCCCAUGGAGGGGAUGAGUGAGGAGGAGAAGGAGGCCGAAGCUGUGCGUCUUGUCGCCAUGUUCAACAGACUCUCCAGGGAUAAGAUCAUUCAGCCGAUGUCGGUGACACCGGACGGCCGACUGGCGCCUCUCUGUGGCAUUAUGAGAAAUAGCGCCCUGGAAGAGGAGGAAGAGGAGGAAGAGGAGGAGGAAGAAGAAGAAGCAGACUGUGAGGAAGUGGAUUAGGAUGUGAUCCUGAACCCUGAACCUCCAUCAUUCAGUUCCAGCUCUUAUCCAACUGUUAAUGUAGUGGACUGAAUGUGGAUUUGGUAGGGAGGUAGAUAUGCAGGUACAGGGUUGUUAAUCAGUGGCAUAGAUGGAGAGCAAAAGAAAGGGAUCACAAAAAGAUACGGGGAAAAAGAGAAAGAGAAAACUGACAGUCCGAGAUACAGUGCAGAAAAGGGAAAAGAGAUGAAGAAUGAUAUAUAACAUGUACAUAAAAGCACAGACCAUGGCAGUUCUAUAUAGAGGAUAGUGUGUGUGUGUGUGUGUGUGUGUGUGUGUAGUCACAUGAUAGCAGCAUCCCUGUAGGAAAAUAUGUAAUAAUUUUUGAAGAGAGUGAGAGUUACAGUGAGAGAGAGAGAGAGAGAGUGAGAGAGAGAGAGAGAGAGACACAAAGAAAGACAGCCAUCAUUGCAGACAGAAAAAUGCUAGCAAGGUUGCCAUGACUGCGUUGCCAUGGUAACUACAGGAAUAUGUAGUUCUCCAGAUUUGAGAUCUAUCUAUCUCUCUCCCUCUCUCUCUCUCUUUUCCAAAGACUGGAGUGUUUACCUCGGAUGAGAACUGCUGAGGUUCAAAUCUAAUGCUGUGUGAGCUGUAAUGAAAGAAUAUUAGCAGCUAAAUAAAAAAACAUUUCAUUUCCUGUA